Messenger RNA from Numida meleagris (helmeted guineafowl), 4579 nucleotides. It is a transcript of the gene SLX4IP, whose product is annotated as SLX4 interacting protein. NCBI's taxonomy places the organism in Eukaryota, Metazoa, Chordata, Aves, Galliformes, Numididae. The record is from RefSeq and is a predicted model, not a curated record. Bases 834 to 2075 code for a protein of 413 amino acids. The transcript has 19 exons.
GCGCAUCCCUAAGGCGCCGCCCUCUGAAGCUUCCCUUUGACUUUUAAAAAAAGCCACCUCAUCUUCGCUGCCUGACUCCCGUUGUGUUCGCCCCGCGUCACUGCUGUGCUCCUCUGCCCGAGCUUCGUGCAGGUGCCGACAUGAUACCAGCCCUCCAAGAUGGGCAGAGUGUGAACAGUUGGCAGUGUUAGAUGCUGCAGUGUGCGGGCAUGUGUGGCACGAGUUUUCAGUUCCUUAUCCCCACUGAAUUCCAAAUUCUUUCAGCACCGGAAGCCACUUCUUCAUUAAGGACCAGUUUACACUGAACUGUCAUGGCAUCUGACAAAUUUGUCAUUAAGUUGCUAUUGCUCUAGAAGAGAAAGGAAUCAAAAUACUGAAAAUAAUUGGUAGUAAUGUGUAAACAAAAGGAAAACUCGUUUUCUUUGGAGGCAGAAAGUUGAAGUAGGAAAAUAAACUUGCUUCUAAGAAGUCUGGAAAAACUGAAGUGUGGGAACUUUGCUGUUUUGGUGGAUGUUCAUAUUUUGCCCGAAGGCUCCAAUAAAGACACCAGCUGGUUUUCAGAUCAGGAGAAGGAGAACUGUGGGGCAAUGCAGAUGCCUUUAGGUGCCCCGUAACACAAGCAUGGUUUCUGCUGAUCCUCCCUUCCCCUGGAAGAAAUCAGUGGCUGCUCUCAGUGGGAUGCAGAGCCCUGUGGAAGGAUAACGUGGGUGUGCAGCACGGUACCUCUGCAGAGAAGGGAUGGGCGUGCUCUGCUGGCGGCACGAUUCACGGUGCAAGGAAGAACGCAGGUUGUGUGAGGCAGGCUGGGAGCUGCAUACAAGCCUGAGGUCUGCAUGUGCCUAGAAGAGGUGGUUGUUUCACGGAUCAAACACUACUUGGAAGCGCGUAAACAGCGUGGUCAAUGGAAGUCAGUGGAACAUGCAUCUUCAACUCCUCUGUUUAUUACAGCCAACAAUUUUCACAUUACUGCCUACUUUAUGAAGAGAUGGGUUAAUCUUCGUUGUGCUCUAGGGAAACAUUAUCGUGAACUACGUAUGUUUCCAGACAAAUUUGUUGUUUGUAUCAGUAAACUUGAAUUUAAUCCAAGUGCUUGGACAUGUGAAAAUGAUGCAUUGACGUCACUCUGGACAAAUGUUAAGGAUCUUCAGAGCUGGUUUUGUGAGAAAGAAGUUUCCAGUGGGACAUCUGAAUAUUUUGCUGAAUCUGCUGAGAACAGAAGGCUUAAGCUUAGUCUGAAUGAGCAGAUAAAGCAAGACAUCUUGAAGGAAAUUGUGAAAAGGACAAAAAAAGGGAAAAAUAACAUGAGCAAACCUCAAACCAGCAAGGACUUCAAGAAAGUGGAUCUUGGCUCAGUGGACUCACAGUCAGAGAACAGAAAGAAUGACUGUCAAACUCUUCCCAGUCCUCAAUCAGAAGUGAAAUGGAGGAGUACAGGACAACUAAAGGACAGCAUAAGUACAGCCGAGAGUAACUUGGAGCUUCCUGUUUUAGAGCUGGAAAAUAAUGUUAAUCAGAGACAGCCAGAAGAUGCUAGCAGCCAGCAAAAACCUCACUCUGCGGAGCGGUUGAAAUCAAGACUUCUAAGCAAGAAUUCUCCUUGUAGCUAUGAGUCAGCACUGCUAGGCCCUAAACAAAAUCAAAAAGUGACCGAAGCUCAGGCUCGACAAAAGAGUUGUAGUUCAGAAGAAAAGUUAGACCAUCGCAAAGAAAUAUCCUCUGAAGAGGCUCCUUUAAUUCCUAACAGCACAGAAAGGAGUAAGUGCAGUGACGAUCAUUUAGGUCUGUUCAUGGAGGAGAAGAUCCCUCUUAAUUCCAGGUUGUUUUCUAAACAAGACUUAACAAAAACUGUAUCUGGUGAAGAGUUACUUACUUUUGAAAAAAACCUCUCCCUGCCUCUUUCUAUGAGGACAAACCAAAAUGAGCCAGGAUCAACCACUGAAGAAUUACGUGUGGUGCCUUCAUCAUCCUGUUUAGAAAUGCAGGCUGUGUCUUCAGAGAAGCUGAUCCAAAAAAGGAAAAAAGACGGUGAAGAUGGUCUCAGGAAGUUAAAACUACGAAGGCUUAAGAAGCCAUAAAGACUGAAAUAUCACCUUGAUAGUGUGGGCGGACAUCCAGAUUUGUGUUUGGAAAACAUGUAUAAAAACCUGUUUACGUGUUACUCACAGUGUUUUGCAGUAAGGUUGCUAAUGCUAACCAAUCUUCAGGCUCUGCAGAAAGGUCUUUCCUAGUAACAAGCAAAAGGAAGGCUGCAAAUGAACCUGGGUUCGGAAGAAUAGCCUGAGUAUCCAGAAAACUAUGUGAAGGAAAGACUAGGGGAUGGGGAAACAGCAGCACAUGGAGCCUUUCAUCAAGGGGAUAUCAAAGUAUUCUGCAGCUGAACCUGAGAGGAAUGUGAACUUGGUUAUUUUGAUGGAUGAGAGCAAGCAGUUUCUUCACGAGAAACUGGUUGGAACAAUUUGCACAUCACAGAGAAGGAGCUUGCUGGAAGCUGUGGGCUGGAACUCUGGUCUGAUGCCUGUCUGAUACCGCAGCACUCCACGGCUGCCCCAGCGCUUGGUAUUAUCACGGUGGACAGAUGAAGGUAAUCUUGUUGAUUUCUCCUUCAGCAAGCAGUAAACUGAUGAUUCUCUGGUACUUUGGCUACGUGGCCUGCAACUGUGAACGACUUCUAGAAUACAUCCGCACACAGAAGUAGGACUCGACAGAGCGAAGCACAUAUGCUAACAAUGCCAUAACAGCAGAGAACACACAGCUAAGAUGAUGAAGGACAAAAACUCCCACAUUUCAGGAGGCUUACUGUGGAGAGAGCACAUGCACGACCGAGCAAUUUCUUCUCAUGGGAAAAAAACUAGAGGAAUCUAUCCAAUGGGUAAUCACACACAGCUAGUUGCAAGUCUGACUUCCCUUCUAAAAAUCUCAGGUGACAAACGGCUUCCUAAUUAAACUUUUUUUUUAAUAGCUAUUUCAAUUGCAGCCUAUUCUAGGUCAAUGGGAAACUCUUAAUAGUUUGUGUAUAAGAAAAUAGCUAGUCCAACUUAUGUUUCUUUGUGUGCAGAGAACAUGAAAGCAAGCCAGAUCAGACAAAACAAUCUCUUUCAAGUAGCUCCUGGAAAAUCCUUCUAGUAUCAAGAAUAUUGCAAUAACGCAGAAUGAUAAAAAAUUUAGGAACAUUCCCUUUUAAUUUGAAUUGCAUUGAAAGCAACUUGCCUAUGAGCUUGCAUGCUAGCAAAACUAAUGGACCUCACAUGCCAAAACAAGCACUCAAAUCUAGAAUUUUACUCCUUCCUGCCAAAUUAAAAGGGUUUUUAAAAUUAAUUUUCUUUAAAGCAAAUUUAAAGAGAAACAAUUUAAAAAAAGGAAAAAGAAAAAGAAAAAACCACAAAAAAGCGUAAGCUGUGGAGCCAAAAAUAUGGCUGUCUUCAGUCAGAUCAGCUUCAAAGUACAACAAACAAAAUGGGAUAAACUCUAUGGGCAUUUAAAAAGAAAAGCUGGGUAUCAAUUCCAGAACAAGAUUCAUGGUAAUAAUUUCUGUUUAAUAAUAUGUAUGCAACAGUUUCUCGUGAGAAAUAUAAAGUUAACUUUGUAUAAUGAUUCAUGAAUAAAUUUGGGCUUGUUGGCAGGCUUACAUUGAAGAAAGUGACUCGCACCAAAUGGGAAAAGGAUAUUUUAAGAAUGUUUGCAAAUAGUCUAUUGUACCAGAACCCAGAGCAGUUUCUGCUAGGAUGUUAUUUUUAAACUCUGUUGCAUUUGUAACAUACAGGCUAUAUGACUCAUCAAAACUUAAAAGAAAAGAAAAUCUUGUUUCUGCGUUCACUUUAAAGAUAUUGGUCUAACUUGGCAAGCAGAAGUUAUCUGAAAGCACCAGAAGGACAGCAUUGUUUCAAGACUAUGCAAAUCAAGUGUGGGAAAGUUGCACCUUAAGUAAAUAAGAGCACUAGUGCAUGUCUGGGCAGUGAGUGGGAGGACAGAAUGGACUUCAAAGCGCAGCAGCAAAAUUCUACAUUCAUCAGAGCCUACUGACAAGAUUUCAUCCCAGCUAUUAACCUCUCAGCACUCCGAGCCUGGCUCACAAUGGUAAAGGAACCGAAAGAUUUAACUAAUCCUAUUCUAAAGAAUGCUUGACUUUUGCCUACUGAUGGAAGAAAGCAAGGGUGGGAGGGAGAAAGGGGGAAAUGUGAGUGAAAGGAAGGAGAGAAAAAAAAGCCACACUGUACACUUCAAGGUUGUAGUUGAAACAGCAAUUAGGAUAUUGGAGGGGAAAAAACCCACAAAAAUAAAAACAAAACAAAAAACCCAACCCAUAAGACAUUUGUGCUAUUUAUGCGGCAGCAAUUAGUCAGUGCUCAUUAGGCAGUAUUCAGAUGAUUUAUCUCACUUCUUCCCCAGCCCCCAAAAUGCCACCAUUUCACAAACCAAAUGCUUCAAAUUAUCAGUGCAUUAAAAGCCUGCUCCCCCCUUAUUCUGGGCAAGUCGGCAUGAGUAAUGUGCCUUGCUCAAAAACAUGACUCCAAAAAUACCCUCACUCUACAAUCCUAUUGUGUUUUGCAUCACUCAUUUAAUUACUUGGUGGGGACACGGA